Carica papaya (papaya) is the source of this 2087-nucleotide messenger RNA. Its product is annotated as AAA-type ATPase family protein / ankyrin repeat family protein. Lineage: Eukaryota; Viridiplantae; Streptophyta; Magnoliopsida; Brassicales; Caricaceae. Gene Ontology annotation, molecular function: ATP hydrolysis activity; protein binding; ATP binding. The record is from RefSeq and is a predicted model, not a curated record.
UGACUUCGGACGACGCAGCCGGACGCGGGGGUACUCUCAUUUCUCUUCCUCCUCCAUUGUUUAAAUUCUCCCCCGGCCGAACACGACUCACUUUGAACAAUCUUUUCUCCCCAGAUUCUUUCCCUCUCUUCUCUCUCUCUACAUUUUCUCUCUUGCGUAAUUUAUCUCCCUGUAGAGAGAGGGAACCACCACCCAACAGAGGGCAAUGAAUAAGCACCAGGAUCAACGCUCAAGAUCUGCCAAACCUACCACAAUUCACGGCUGCGCGCAGUCCGGAGAUCUCCCGCUCUUCCAGAGACUACUCAGAGACAACCCAGCUCUUCUUAACGAGAGGAACCCUGUGAUGGCACAGACACCACUUCAUGUUUCUGCUGGCUACAACCAGGUUGAAAUAGUCAAGUUUCUGCUUGACCAUCCAGGAUCAGAAAAAGUUGAAUUGGAAGCCAAGAACAUGUAUGGGGAAACUCCAUUACACAUGGCAGCCAAGAAUGGGUGCAAUGAAGCUGCACGGCUACUUCUUGCCCAUGGUGCUUUUGUUGAAGCCAAAGCUAAUAAUGGCAUGACACCAUUACACCUUGCUGUUUGGUACUCAAUUCGAUCUGAAGACUGCUCAACUGUCAAGACACUGCUCGAGAACAAUGCUGAUUGCAGUGCUAAGGACAAUGAAGGAAUGACUCCUUUAAAUCAUCUAUCUAAAGGACCGGGAAGUAAAAAGUUGCAAGAACUACUUCACAGGCAUCUGGAAGAGCAGAGGAAAAGAAAAGCGCUCGAAGCAUGCAGUGAGACACAAGCUAAGAUGGAUCAGCUUGAAAAAGAACUAUCAAAGAUUGUGGGGUUGCAUGAUCUCAAGGCACAACUUCGGAAAUGGGCCAAGGGGAUGCUUAUGGAUGAGAGGCGAAGGGCCCUUGGGCUAAAUGUUGGUGCUAGAAGACCUCCUCAUAUGGCAUUCCUAGGCAAUCCUGGAACAGGCAAGACUAUGGUGGCUCGAGUUCUUGGAAAGUUGCUCCAUAUGGUUGGAAUUUUACCUACUGACAAGGUAACGGAAGUGCAGCGGACAGAUUUGGUGGGUGAAUUUGUUGGUCACACUGGACCAAAGACAAGAAGAAAGAUAAAAGAAGCUGAGGGAGGAAUCCUUUUUGUGGAUGAAGCAUAUCGGUUAAUACCCAUGCAGAAAGCAGAUGACAAGGACUACGGUUUGGAAGCCUUGGAGGAGAUCAUGUCUGUGAUGGACAGUGGAAAAGUUGUCGUCAUAUUUGCUGGCUAUAGUGAGCCAAUGAAGCGUGUAAUUGCUUCUAAUGAAGGCUUCUGCAGAAGAGUAACAAAGUUUUUCCAUUUUACCGACUUCAAUUCUGAAGAGCUAGCCAAUAUCCUCCUUAUCAAGAUGAAUAAUCUAACAGAGGAUAGCUUGUUGUAUGGAUUCAAGUUACAUUCGUCUUGCAAUGUGGAUGCCAUUGCAUCAUUGAUACAGAGAAAAACAACUGAGAAGCAGCGAAAGGAGAUGAAUGGAGGUUUAGUGGACCCAACCCUUGUCAACGCCAGGGAGAACCUAGAUAUUCGACUCAGUUUUGAUUGUAUAGAUGCAGAUGAGCUGCGAACAAUUACCUUAGAGGAUUUAGAAGCAGGUCUCCAACUUCUUACGCAAUGAGAGGCCCUCGUUAAGAUCUGGAAGGAAAAGCUUGUAUUAACUCAUCAACAUGGUAACUUCCAUUUAAUUAAAGCUAGAAAGCAACAUCUUUUUUCUAUUCAUCUUUUCUCAGUUUCAACAUGGGUUCAGUUGCAAGUUGCCGAAAGCUUGGUGGGUUCAAAAUCUUAGGAGAUUGUUUUUUGUAGCCAGGUUCAUUUAAUAUUGUCCUUAAGCAGCCAAGGGGUGUGACCCUGAUUCUUCUCAUCCGUCCAUUAAAUUGAUUGAUAACUUACAAGAGAUUUUAAGGGCUCUGUGAUUCUUUGUCCAAAACAAUUGGUCCGCAGGUCUAGUGUGUAUCUGCUCUGUAAGUCAAUAAUUAAUUAGGUUGAUCCGUAUUUGAUUUAUUAUGUAUCUUGGUCUUGGAGUUGAAUAAACAAAUAGGUAAUUUCCAUAUUGGGAUUCA